AGAAACCAGCGCACACACCUAAUCUCCUUUCUAGCCGAACAUUGUGUGACUGAGGACAGCGCACACACCUAAUCUCCUUUUUUAGCUGAACAUUGUGUGACAAGGAACGGCACGACAAGACUCAGAGGGAUGACGGACGGCCCAACAGGACCAACCAGAAGACCAGAACUUCUAGACUCAACCUACUUUCUGUACUGUAUAUAACAUACAUGCACUCUGUUAUCGGGGCUUCUUUUCUGCUGGUUCCUUAUGAACUGAAUGAAAUGGGCCCGUAUACGUUGUACCAGAUAUCUUUACUCAUAAUUAAACUGUCACUUGUCAUACAAUUUACCACCUUGUCUGAAUCGAUCCUUGACCGGCUCGCCCUCCUACAUAUCCCAUUAUCAACACUAGCUGCCGAAUAGGCAACAACCCACCACGUAGCUUAUUCUUCAUGUUUGUCCAUAGGCUCCAGGGUGAAGACAUACAUUUUUCGAAAUAAAAGUGUUGAGUGACAAACUUAAUGAAAUAGCCCACUUCCCAACUUUGUAUGCGUUGUUUGUUGGCAAUCUUGUUAUUUACGAAGCUUAUGGAACAGAUUCCUGAUGGAACGUUCCACAAAUUAUACCCACCCCUCUUGAAACGUUUGAAAUCAAUAUUUUUUUGUUUGGCCUACAUUUUAGGGAGUCUUGUGUAUGUCCACUACAGUGGAAUUGCCCAGGUACAUUAACAUGGAUAGUCAGAUGUCUGUUUUGAUAAACCAAUUUUUCGGGCAGGCAGGGUAUUCUAAUAGCCCAUCUGGUAGUGUUGGAGGAAAUGAUAGUUGAAAUGAUUAAUUAUGUAUACAUUUAGCUUAGAACCAUUUAUUUUAAUACUAUUAUGUUAUGGUAUGAAAUGUAUGGGUUCUUGGUUAAGUUGUUACUGAAAAUGUAAGUAAAACGAAUUAAUUGUCUGUACCUUGCGGGUUUAAGGGAGAGGGAUGGCAUAUCUCUUUAGACAGAUAAAAAUGUUUGUUUUAUGUUCCAUUAGUAGAGGAGAGUAUAUAUUUUAGACAGAUUGGAAUGUUUGUUUUAUGAUGGGAGUAGAAGACAGUCUCCAGACCUGAAGACACUGCGCUAUUGUGUGGAUCGGAGAGAGUGUGAGAAACUGAUGACGUCAUUUUAUGUUCUCUCCUUAAAAUGUAAUGUUCUUUGUAUUUUGAGUCAGUACUCUCUUGAAUUAAACGCUGUUACCUGACUUUUAAGACUGGUCUCGAUCUAUUUCAUGUAUAAAUGAUACAUUUACAACUUAUUAUGAAAUAGAGAGAGUGCGAAUUUGGUUUUGGCUACAAAACAUAUAGGAAUAUAGAAUUCCUCUAACAAUUGGUCCUUCGAUCCCGGAUCUAAAUACCCCUCCCUGUUAUAUGGAGGUGGUACGCUGAAAAUCGUGCACGGACGAGUUUUUGACUCGUUUUACUAAAAGACCUGACCUCCGAAUUGAGGUUAAAAUUCAGGCCUGCGUAUUACCACAGAAAAUCAGGGAGGGUGACUAGAUACAACGAACAGUGCUUUUCCCAGUCGGCAGCAGACUGUUCCAAGUAUCCUAAGGUGAAUAUAACACAGCUUGCUGCUCUGCUUGCUCUGAGCUCCAUUUUCCUCUUGAUUCUGAUCUUCAGCGGUUGGUUUUCCUUUGUAUCUAGGAUCGUCAGCCUACUGACUAAGCCAUGACCCAAACCAGCAUGUCCCGUGAGGAGGCCUACUCUGCCCUGAUGAGGGGGGUAAAGGAGCUGGACCUCAACGGGCCAAACAUACCCAGCAACUUAGUACUGAUUGGCGACCAAGCCUUCCCACUGGCCAUGAACGCUUGUGGCCAGGUCCUGAUGGCUGCCUCAUUCUACGGCCGAGGCCGGGUGGUGGUGCUGGGCCACGAGGGCUACCUCACCGCCUUUCCUACCCUAGUGGAGAAUGCCCUAACCUGGCUGACAGGCUCCUCCUGUGACAGCACUACCGUCGGCGUCCACCAGAGCUGUAAGGCCGUAGCCGACAACCUCAGCCACUCCAGCCUCCAACCCAAGGUGGGGGGCUUCUGCGAGGGCCUGGGAGUGUAUGUGACAGAUGCGUACUGCGUGGGCCCAGAGGUGAAGGAGCUGGUGGGGUUCCUGAAGGUGGGGGGUGGGCUGCUGAUUGCUGGUCAGGCGUGGAGCUGGGCGGAGGAACACCCCAAACAGAACACCCUGCUGGGUUUCCCUGGGAACAAGGUGUCCAGUGUGGCUGGCAUCUACUUCUCGGAGCACCUUGAGGAGCUGGGUACUCUCCCUGUGCCUCCACAGAUCCCUUCCAACUGGCUGGCUGUGGCGAUAGGCAAGGACUUCAAGGAUGACCUGGAGUUCCUGCUGGAGGGCGUGACUGAGUUUGAUAUCCAGGGCAAGUCUAUUUUCUCAGAGGUGCUGGUACACGGCCCUCUCGCAUUCCCCAUCGGCACCACAAAGGACGGCAGGGCCUUUCUGGCCGGGGCAUACUACGGCCAGGGCCGAGUCAUCGUGAUCACCCACGAGGGAUACUUGGGCCGAGAGAAGAUGUACCCCUUCAUGCUCAAUGCCGUGCGCUGGUUAGACGAGGGCCGUAACGGCUUGGUAGGUGUCCUGCCCCAGCUCGACUCCGCCCACACCCUGCUGAGCAAGUCGGGCCUGCCCUGUGAGAAGAGCGGCUUCAGGAAGGAGCUUAGCGUCUACGUCUGCACCUCCUACAGCGACGCCCAGGCCGAUGAAAUCCAGGACUUUGUAGCCGAGGGUGGGGGUCUGUUGAUCGGGGGCCAUGCAUGGUACUGGGCCCAGACAAAUCCGGGCCACAACACCAUGACAGAGUACGCAGGCAACCACAUCCUCAACAAGAUGGGCCUCAGCCUGUUGGGGAACACUCUGGAUGCAGGCUGCUACAAGGCCCCAGUCCCGGGUCAGACCUGCUCCGAGGGCUUCCACUUCCGCCACCUGCUGCGCCGCUUUGCCGGACACGUGAUCCAGGGCGAGACGCUGACGGAGCAUGAGGAGGCGGGUUUGAAGAAGCUUGGCAGCGACUGCACCAAUUACCUGCACAUGCGGGCGCACGACUGUGCCUCGUACACCUCGGUGCUUGCCAUGCUCACCGACGUGCUGAAGGAGACGGGCAUCCCCCAGGUGUGCCACAGCUGCCCGGUGAUAAGCGCCAAGGACCACCUGCUGCUCAGUGUAGGCACGCAGGUGUACAAGGUGUGCCAGGACCCAGACGCCCUACUGCCUUACCUGAUCAAGGACCAGCCCAUGAUGCCCGCCUUGUCCAAUGCCAGGGUUAGGAUCAACUGUAAUACAGCAGGAGGAGAGGAGUGGCUCAGCACUGGUCUGUUCCUUUCCCCUGGGAUGAGGACUUACAUGGCCAUGCCACCACAACUCGUCAACCAGGGCUGGAAGGUCCAGAUAGGCUGUCAGACUGACAACAUUGGGAAUUCGAACGAGCUGAGGCGAGCGCCAGUGGUUCAUGAGCGCUUCCCCAUAGACUCAGAGAAGAUGCAGGUGUGGAACCUGUGGGGCGGCCUCCUCUAUCUCAUCGCCCCUCCUAAGACCCAGGUGGAGGGGGUGGAGGUCAUCAUUCAGGGGGCUGUGCCGGCACCCUACUACAAGACUGGGGUGACCACGCUUGCAGACUGGGCAGUUCUGCGGACCGCCCCGUCCCCCUGGGCAGAGAUGGAGUUUGAGAACAUCAUCCUGACCGUCCACUCUGACGUGGUCCGAGGUCUGGAUCGGCCUGACCUGGUGGCAGCUCUCUGGGAUGACAUCAUGAGGGGGGUAGCUGACCUGGCCUCCAUCCCCGCCAAGUUCCCCCGCAAGGAGCGCUUUGUGGCCGACGUCCAGAUCUCCUAUGGCUUCAUGCAUGCAGGCUACCCUAUCAUGAUACAUUCCUGCUCCGCCCCAGACUUGAUGAACCCUGUGGAAGCCCGCAGCUCGGGCCUGUGGGGGGCAAUCCACGAGCUGGGCCACAACCAGCAGAGAGGAGCCUGGGAGUUCCCCUCACACACCACUGAGUGCACAUGUAACCUGUGGUCCGUGUACGUGCACGAAGAGGUGUUGGGGGUGAAACGGGAUCAGGCCCACCCCAACAUCACGCUGGCUAACCGACAGAGCCGUGCCGAGGGGUACGCUAAAGGGGGCAGGAAUCUGGCCAGCUGGGACAUGUGGGUGGCACUGGAGACCUACAUGCAGCUCCAGGAACAGUUUGGCUGGGACGCCUUCAAGAAGGUGUUUGCUGCCUACCACACCAUGCAGAACGUGCCCAAUGACAACAAGGGAAAGAUGAACCUGUAUGCUGAGACCUUCUCCCUGGCGGUCAAUAGGAACCUGGCUCCCUUCUUCAAGGCCUGGGGCUGGCCCAUUGAGCCCGCUACAGAGGAAAAGCUCUCUAACAUGCCGGUGUGGAGCGACCACCCUAUGGCCCAGUAUGACUGAACAAUAGAGGAGGUCACCCCCUUAUAUUGGGGGGUCACAGGUCAGGGAUUGCUGGUGAAGGGUAGGCACCGUUUGGUGACGGGUUAAGGUAAAGGAGUGGUGACUAGGACUUUGCUGGCCUGGUGUAGAAAUGCUACUGCAAGAAUCAUGGUUGCGUCUGUUGUGCAAAGAAAUAAAUAAUUCUAUCGUUUUUUUGAAGUCGUCACAAAGGGCUUAUUCUGAAGUCUCAUGUGUUUUUGAUACUGUAGACGAAGCUAAAGAAAUCUACCUCCUGUUAUAUACUUUAUAUUAUUCUUGCUUAUUCCUAGAAGGCACAGAUAACGAAUAAUAAAAUAUGUAUCUCUCCAAA
Molecule: messenger RNA, 4781 nt
Organism: Oncorhynchus mykiss (rainbow trout)
Lineage: Eukaryota; Metazoa; Chordata; Actinopteri; Salmoniformes; Salmonidae
Source: RefSeq, a predicted model, not a curated record